Messenger RNA from Heteronotia binoei (common prickly gecko), 2584 nucleotides. RefSeq names its product trophinin associated protein (gene TROAP). Bases 162 to 2213 code for a protein of 683 amino acids. NCBI's taxonomy places the organism in Eukaryota, Metazoa, Chordata, Lepidosauria, Squamata, Gekkonidae. The record is from RefSeq and is a predicted model, not a curated record. The transcript is spliced from 17 exons.
GGCAAGCAAUUGCUUUGGCGGUGGAGGAGGAAAAAGGGAUGACCGGGAGCCAGGUGGGAAAUAAAGGGGCGACUGGAGGGCCGGUGGCGAAAGGGGCUUGGCUGGUCGCUUGUGGGAUAUUGGCAGAGGAUUCUAUUGUGAGAGUGAGACAGCGGUUCUAAAUGGCCUUGACUGGGAAGGAAAACAUACAAGGGGUCUUGCCCCUUCCAGGGGAAUAUGUGGAGCUGGGGCCGAAAGAGAGUCCCUUGAUCACCACCAGCAGCAAGAUCCCGGUUCUCUUUAAAAGCCGGCUUCCCUCAGAGCUGAAGCAAUUGCAGCAGGCAUGCUCAUCCGCUGUGAAGACCAAAGGGCUCAAGAUGUCCAAGGUGUCUUCUGCUGGGGUUCCAGUCCUGGAACCAGGAGCUGGGUUACUCUCCAAGAGCUGUUCCAGAGAGCCUCUGGGGGAGAUGCAGCUGAGCGCAUCCGGACAUAGGAAUGUUUUGGAAGGUGGAAAUGCAAAUGGCAAAGAAGCCAGUGCGGUGGAGUUUGUACCUGAUCCAGAAGCCCUUGCCAGCAUCCUGUCCAACACAGGGCUGUCUAAUCACGUGGUGAGUGCAACCCAUAAGCCCAGCCUGGCCCGGCGGGUACCCCUGCGGGAGAAAAGAGCAUGCUCAGCCAGCAGCGGGACAGGCCGAGGCUCCCUGUAUGUAGGAGCUACUGCAGCAAAUCCUGUCCGCACGCCUCAUCUUUCCAGAUCAUCUUCAAAAGAUGUGGAUCAUCCUCAAUCCUGUAGUCUGGCCCUGAAUGCCCAGCAACUGAAGGCACUGUCUGCGACACUUGGGAACCUUAGGCCUGGGGUGGAGGCAAAGGACCACCAACUCAUGGAGAACCUGCAAGCAGGCAAAUGUAAAGAUUCAGCAGCCAGGUCCAAGACAGAAUGCCUGAACAGCACCACUGAGGCCGGUAAUACAAAGCAAAGCAACUCGGCUGGCAGUAAGGAAACCACAGGAAGCUCAUGGACAGAAGAAGAUUUUGUGCCAGAUCCAGCCGCCAAAGCCAGCAUCUUAUUGAACAUUGGACUGAGCCAUUCAGCCCUUGGGGCUGGCAACAAGCUGAGUCUGGCCAGGCGGGUUCCAGUGAAAGAUGCCCGAAAGGCGCCUGUUUGUGGCAACGGCAGGGGUGAAAAUGCAUCCCUUCCAGGGUGUGCUUCCCCAACAGCAAAGUUUGGCCGUGUGUCCUGUCGUUCCACUCAGGGCCUUAAAGGUCUUAAGGAGUUGGGGGCUUUUGGAGCACAGCUGCCCGUCACACCUGGCAACAGAUGUUCUGUGGUGGAUUAUUCGCCAAGUGGUCUAGCCAGGAGGGUUCCCAUUGUGCAAUCACAAUCCUCGCAUUUCAGCCCUUGGAGGUAUAACCGUGCGCUUCUCUCUUCUUGCCCUGCUAAGCGGUCAGGUAUCCGGUGCCUGACAGAAACACCACAGACUUGUACUUGGACGGGUGGGGUCACCCCACACUGUACGGGCACUGUCAGCUCCAAAAAAGAUGGCAGUUCUGUGCACUGGGAGACAAUUGCAGUGCGUCUCUUUAAUGAUGGUCUAGAGGCAUCAGCAAAGAAAGUGUCUGCCUCUCGUGUCAUCCCCUCGGACAUGGGGAAACACCAGCGUAUUGAGUUCCUUGCUCGGCUCCUGCAGCAGGAAGUUGAUGGUGGCAUUGACGAGGUGACCCCCUCCCUGGAAGAACUACACAAACUGUUGCUGGUUCACUGCUCACCCACUUUGGAGGCCCCCGAGCCUGACCUCGUCACCACGCCUUCACAGGAGAUCACCCCAGAGCUUGGCGAGCGGGCAGCUGUCUCUGCUGCUCCUGUAGCACCUGUACCCGACACGACGUUCCCCACUGCAGACUCGCAGCCUGUUUGUUCUACCCCCUUUGUAUGCUCUCUUGGGCCUUCAUCCGGUGCCAACAGUACAGGAGUUCCUGCUGCCUCUUCCUCUGUGGCCCAUUUCAAGCAACGCCUGGAAGAUCUGCUGGAUGCCCCUCGGCGUUUCCACGAGGACUGCCUGAAUGACGAAUGUGCCUUCUAUACGUCCCGUGUCACCACCUCCACCCAGUCUUCAGGGCCACGGUGCAAGGAGCCUGUAGCGAAACUGCUGGACGCUCAAGAUGCUCAGCACUUUAUCCCCAUCUCUUCACCUCGGUCUUCAUUCCCGGAAACAGAGAGGUCUUCGCUUUUAUGAUGGUCUGAGUCCUUGCCAACGUGGGACCACCAACACAAGGCCAGCGCACCGAAGUUCAUCCAUGAAGUGCCUCCUCAUCAGCUUGACUUGACAGGUUGAAAGGUUCCCCUGUAGCUGUGCUGCCCUUGGAAGCUCUUUCUCACUUCCAGCAAAUCUCUGGGGGACUCCAAAUCUCCAUGAAUUUUUUCCAGAGAUCCAGGGACUGAAAUGCCGCCUCUUGUCUUGAAAGCAUUUGAGGUAAAAAUAGUUGUUGGUUGUAAUGAGAGAGACUGCCCUUGGAGGAGAGGAGGUAACACACUAAUCCUGGGUUAACUCUAACAUUAUAAAAAGAUUUUUUUCCCAAAGUAGACAAAUAAAAUUUUUAACUGUUA